Molecule: messenger RNA, 3804 nt
Organism: Microdochium trichocladiopsis
Lineage: Eukaryota; Fungi; Ascomycota; Sordariomycetes; Xylariales; Microdochiaceae
Exons: 3
Coding region: 83-3547 (1154 amino acids)
Biological process (GO): endonucleolytic cleavage of tricistronic rRNA transcript (SSU-rRNA, 5.8S rRNA, LSU-rRNA); maturation of SSU-rRNA from tricistronic rRNA transcript (SSU-rRNA, 5.8S rRNA, LSU-rRNA); ribosome biogenesis
Cellular component (GO): 90S preribosome; nucleus
Molecular function (GO): GTP binding; U3 snoRNA binding; GTPase activity
Source: RefSeq, a predicted model, not a curated record
CGCAAGGCCGUCUCACGCCCAGCGUCUCCAACAUCGCUUGUGACAGUGUUGCUCUGCUCGAGGACAUUGCACCGACGCAACCAUGUCGGACCAGCAGCACAAGCCGCACCGUAAGGGCAAGGAGAAGAAGGAAAAGUCCAAACACUCUGGAGAGAAAAACCCAAAGGCGUUUGCUUUUUCAAACCCUGGCAAGCUUCAAAGGGCUGCUGCAAGAUCUGGUGAUAUCAAGGAAAAACGUCUGCACGUCCCUCUCGUCGACCGCCUUCCCGAUGAACCGCCGCCGAGGCUCGUCACCAUUGUUGGUCCCCCUGGUGUUGGCAAGACUACACUGCUGAAGUCGCUAGUCCGUCGCUAUGCCAAAGAAACGCUUUCCGAACCGCAGGGGCCCAUCACCGUGGUCACCUCCAAGAAGCAGCGCUUGACGUUCCUCGAGUGCCCGAACGAGCUCGAGGCCAUGGUCGACAUUGCCAAGGUCGCCGAUAUUGUCCUUCUCAUGAUCGACGGCAACUACGGGUUCGAGAUGGAGACAAUGGAGUUCCUCAACAUCCUUGCGGCCACUGGCAUGCCGGGCAACGUCUUCGGUGUCCUUACACACCUUGAUCUCUUCAGAAAGCCACAGGCCCUCAGGGAUGCAAAGAAGAGGCUGAAGCACAGACUCUGGAGCGAACUUUACCAGGGUGCCCAUCUCUUUUACCUGUCGGGUGUGAUCAACGGCCGUUAUCCUGAUCGCGAAAUCCACAACUUGUCCCGGUUCCUGUCCGUCAUGAAAAAUCCGCGCCCCUUGAUCUGGAGGAACUCUCACCCGUACACGGUCAUCGACAGCUUCCGCGACAUUACCCAUCCGACAAAGAUUGAGGAGGACGAGAAAUGCGACCGCUCUAUCGUCCUGUCCGGCUAUCUGCGCGGCACAAACUUUUCGGCCGAGAACCAGCGCGUUCACAUUCCUGGCGUGGGAGACUUUGCCGUAUCCAGUAUCGAGGCUCUUCCAGACCCUUGUCCGACACCAGCCAUGGAGGCUGCCAUUGCCAAGGCCACGGGCAAGUCUAACCGGCGCAGGCUUGACGAGAAGGAGAAGAAGCUCCACGCCCCAAUGUCCGAUCGCAGCGGUCUGAAGAUUGACGGCGACGCCAUCUGGAUUACCCGAGAGAAGGGCUUCACGUUCAACAAGGACGGCGAGGAGGACGUCGAGCGAGGAGAAGGCGAAGAGAUGAUCAUUGGUCUCCAGGCCGAACGACGUCUGCUGGGACAAACAGACGAUGGCGUGCAGCUGUUCCGUGGUGGCGAGAAGAUCUCCAAGGUUGCAGAGGAAGACGACACUGGAAGGAAACACCAGCGGACACCUCGCUUUGCCGAUCGUGACGGUACCGAAGCUGAGCCGCUUGACGAUGAGGGCUUCGGCAGUGGAGAGGAGGACGAUGCCUUCAACUCUGAUGAUGAGGUGCCAGAGUUCAACGAGAAGAAACUUGGCAAGAUGUUCCAAAAGGACAACAAAGACGACGGCGAGGACGAGUUGGCGUUUGCUGACAGUGACUCGGAUCUUGGCUCGUUAUCCGGCGACGAGGAUAAUGACUCAGAUGACUCAGAUGAUGAGGACUUGAUGGACGACGACGAGAUCGCAGCUCUGAAGUGGAAAGAAAACUUGUCUGCCAGAGCACAGGAGCUUCACGGUAGCAGGCCUUCGUACCGGACAGCUGACUUGGCCCGCCUCAUGUACAAUGAGUCAAUCACGGCCGAUGAAGUCCUCCGUAGGUGGAAGGGUGAGGUUGAGGCUGAGGCGGAAGAGGAGGAUAUUGAGGCCUCAGAGGACGAAGAGUUCUUCAAGAAGGCCGCUCAUGAAAAGGAGGGUGCCUUGGCAGAGGACCGCGCUAUUCCGGAGUACGACUAUGAGGACCUGGCCGCGAAGUGGUCGUUGUCGGACAAUAUUGAGCAACUCCGGCAGCGCUUCACAUCAGCCAACCUCAAUGGCAAAGCGAGCGAUGAUGAUGAUGACGAUGAGAGCGGCUUUGGGGACAGCGACGGCGGUGAUGAUGACGACGACGAAGGCGAUGGCGCUUUUGAAGAUCUGGAGACUGGCGAAUCAUUCAAGCCCGAGGCCGAGGUCAAGGCUGACACAGCAGAGGAUAUUGAAGCGGAACGCAAGAGGAACGCCAAGAGGAAGGAAGAGCUCAAGCUGCGCUUUGAAGAGGAGGAUCGUGAGGGCUUCAACAACGACAAGGCUAAUGCGCGGAGGGAAAAUGGCGACGACGGAGAGUUUGGCGAGGACGAUUGGUACGACGCGCAAAAGGCCAUGAUCCAGAAGCAGCUCGACAUCAACAAUGCCGAGUUUGAGGCCCUUGACGAGCGACAGAGAAUUGCCGUCGAGGGUUUCAAGGCUGGCAAAUACGCCAAGGUGGUCAUUGAGGGUGUUCCAGCCGAGUUUGUCAAUAACUUCCAGGCGCGGAUGCCCAUCGUCCUCGGCGGACUUUCACCCACGGAAGACAGAUUCGGCUUUGUCCAGGUGCGCCUCAAGCGCCACAGAUGGCACAAGAAGAUUCUCAAGACCAAUGAUCCCCUCAUCUUCUCGUUGGGCUGGAGGCGAUUCCAGACGCUGCCCAUCUACGCAAUCUCUGACUCGCGGACGCGCAAUCGCAUGCUCAAGUACACGCCCGAGCAUAUGCACUGCUUCGCCACUUUCUACGGGCCCUUGAUCGCCCCCAACACGGGCUUCACUUGCUUCAACUCCUUCUCUGGCGCCAUACCAGGCUUCCGCGUGGCUGCUACAGGCACAGUCCUCUCGGUCGACGAGUCCACCGAGAUUGUCAAGAAGCUCAAGCUCACUGGUGCGCCGUACAAGAUCUUCAAGAACACGGCCUUCAUAAAGGACAUGUUCAACACCUCGCUCGAGAUUGCCAAGUUCGAGGGCGCCUCGAUCAAGACAGUCUCCGGCAUCAGAGGUCAGAUCAAGCGCGCCCUGGCCAAGCCCGAGGGCCACUUCCGCGCCACGUUUGAGGACAAGAUCCUCAUGAGCGACCUCGUCUUCCUGCGCGCCUGGUACCCGAUCAAGCCGCACCGCUUCUACAACGUCGUGACCAACCUCCUUGGCGGCUGGAAGCCCAUGCGCCUGACCGGCGAGGUCCGGCGCGACCAGGGCAUCGCCACCCCGCAGGACAAGAACUCAAAGUACCGCACCGUGGAGCGCGCGACGCGGCACUUCAACCCGCUCAAGGUGCCCCGCGCGCUGGCCGCCGAGCUGCCGUACAAGUCGCAGAUUGUGCAGGUGCGCCCGCAGAAGAAGAAGACGUACAUGCAGAAGCGGGCGGUCGUGCUAGGCGGCGAGGAGCGCAAGGCGCGGGACCUUCUGCAGAAGCUCACGACGAUUCGCAAGGAUGCGCUCGAGAAGAGGCGCGCCAAGAAGGAGGAGAAACGUGCCGUGUUCCGCAAGAAGAUGGCCGACCAGAACGAGAAGAAGGAGGCACGCGAGAAACGCGAGAAGCAGGAAUACUGGCGCAAGGAGGGGAGGAAGAGGCAGGCUGCCGAGGAGGGCGGUGGUGGCAAGAGGAGGAGGUAGAUGUGUAUAUAUCUAUAGUUGGCAGGCAGACAACCAAGCUGCGUAUACGCACAUAGAGCUGCAUGAUCCGGAGAAUCGGGUACGCGCGAGUCACAAUUUGGGUUUUUUUUUUUAAUCUAGACAUUCACAUCAACCUGUCUCCAGGCUGUCCCGCGGACAUGUCACCAUCCACUGCCUGUCACUUCCGCGCGAACAUCUGCAUUGAGUGCAGAACUUUGCCACACGAUGCUGGUGACAAUGUUUCCGACAUAUAGUUG